Molecule: messenger RNA, 2162 nt
Organism: Nilaparvata lugens (brown planthopper)
Lineage: Eukaryota; Metazoa; Arthropoda; Insecta; Hemiptera; Delphacidae
Product: phospholysine phosphohistidine inorganic pyrophosphate phosphatase
Exons: 6
Coding region: 199-1095 (298 amino acids)
Biological process (GO): dephosphorylation
Cellular component (GO): cytosol
Molecular function (GO): inorganic diphosphate phosphatase activity; phosphatase activity
Source: RefSeq, a predicted model, not a curated record
UCUUUGUUUCUGCAAACUGCAAGCUUGCUGCAAUAGUGCAAUGACUCAUCUUCGUUUUUAUCUUCAUCUUCAACCGGUAUCAACUUGCACUUUAUCUCAGUAUUUUUCAGUUUAGAUUUGAAUAAUUUUUAUUAAAAAGGAGUAAUAGUUCAACAUCAUCUAUGACCUCAUCACAGUAGAUUUUAAUAGCUUCAAUCGAUGAGGUUUGUAAAGCUCAAUUCCCUAUUUCAUGGGUUAGAUAGGUUAUCAAGAGCUGUUUUGAUUUCGAAUAUGUCAAGUUGUCCUCUUCGAAUUACUAAAAUGACUAAAGUAGAAUGGCAGAGUAAACCUGUAAAAGGCUUAUUGAUAGACAUCAGUGGAGUUUUGAAAACUGGCAUUGAAGCCAUACCUGGAUCAGUUGAAGGGCUACGAUUACUCUACGAAUCUGGUAUACCGUUCAGAAUAGUGACCAACGAGUCACAGUGCAAUGUUAGUCAGCUUCUCAGGAUGCUGCAAAGGAUGGGCUUCCAUUUGAAAGCAGACGACAUAUUUUCACCAAUUCCUGCCGUUGUAGAACUACUUCGCAAAGAAAAUCUUCGACCUCACCUCAUUGUAAAUCCAAGUGUUGAAAGUGAAUUUGACGAAUUCAAAACUGAGGAGGAACCGAAUUGUGUUGUUAUGGCUGAUGCUCAAGAACACUUCAACUACGACAGUUUGAAUAAAGUUUUUCGACUCCUCAUUGAUAUGGAAAAACCUCAAAUAUUUACUCUUGGCACUGGGAAAUACUAUGAAGGAGAUGAUGGUCUAUUACAUUUGGAUGUUGGUCCUUUCACCAAGGCCAUGGAAUAUGCGACAGGCUUGAAGGCUCGAAUUGUUGGAAAACCAAGUUCUGAUUUUUUCCUGUCGGCUUUAGAUGAUUUGGGAAUCAAACCUGAGGAGGCAGUAAUGAUAGGAGAUGAUGUGGUAUCGGACGUGGGAGGAGCCCAGAACAGCGGCAUGAGAGGAAUUCUCGUCAGAACCGGCAAAUAUAGAACUAAAGACGAGCAGCAUGUUAUCAAACCCGACGCCAUAUUUAAUAAUUUCAACGAUGCCAUUCACGCCAUUCUUAAUAUCUGAAUUUUUUAGAUUAUAUAUCUAUAUCUUUAGCGUGGUCGUGACAAUUUUGUAUAAAUUUUAUAAGAAGAAAGUGAUUUUAGCUGUAGACAUACCUGGUGAUGUAAAAUUUCCUAGUUCAGUUGGGAAUUUUCAAAUAUUUUGUGAAUUAUCGGUGAUAUUUAGCUUAAUUUUAUGCAACUUUAGUUUUCUUCAAAAGUAGCAUUGUUGUUAGGAAAUAAUUUUAUCAUUGGUUAUUAUUAUACCAAGUAAAAGUAUUUUACAAAUUGAUUGAUUUUUUGUGAUAUAUGAAUGAUAAAUAGCUCAGUUUUAUCAAGUCGCUUUCUGUAAACUUAUCAUCAAACAAACAAAAAAAAAUUUUUUCAUUUUUAUAUCAUCACAAACAUAUUCAAGAUUCAAGGCUUGAAUAUAGCAGAAAAGUAACUUAGAAACUGAAUCAGUGAGUAUAUCAAAUGUAAUAUGCCUCCCUAAAUGAAAGAUAAACAAAUAUUGCAGUUCAAUAGAAGAACAUUCUUCUAUGUGACUACGAUCAUCCCAAUCUAAAAUACAUUUCUCUCCAACAAAAAACAUAAAUUAGCAAAUAUUAUCUCUUAUUCUCAAUAUUAAACGUAUUUCUUAAUUCCUAACACAACUAAAGAUAAAACAUUACCUAACUUCAACACAAAUCAACUUCAGCAAAUGAAGUAGAAUAAAGACACAAUCCAUAUAUUUGGUCUAGUAUGAUAAUGUAUAUUUAUGUGUAGGCACUAGAAGGGUAGAUUGUAAAUAUAACAAUAUUAUGAGUAUGUUUGUAAGUAUAAUAUGAUCAUUCUAGCCUUUGCUGUUCAUGAUCAUUUCUGAUUCUUCAAAGUGCAGGUAUCUUGUAUGAAAUAAAGAUACAGAGAACUGUAUGAGUCAUGGUUUAACGGUCGGUUAGAUCAGCGAUGUCCUCUAAAACGGCGUUUAGCAGGUUAAUACGGCUCUGCAGCCGAGCCCUGUCGUCUAGGGCGUCUUUUGCCUCUGCAGCGUGUCUUUCAGUAAGUGCUAAUUGUCCAGUUUUUGCUCCAAGAUGGAGCAACCUCCGCUUUCAC